Pecten maximus is the source of this 3695-nucleotide messenger RNA. RefSeq names its product kyphoscoliosis peptidase-like. The transcript is spliced from 7 exons. Bases 1 to 2160 code for a protein of 719 amino acids. Lineage: Eukaryota; Metazoa; Mollusca; Bivalvia; Pectinida; Pectinidae. The record is from RefSeq and is a predicted model, not a curated record.
AUGGGGAACGGAAGCAGCCUUAAGAUCAAACUGUUUCCCUUUAAACCACCUCCUCCGGAAAAAGACACGCUAAACCCUAUCCAGUAUGCCACUUACAAGUUUAGCCGCAAAUGUGAACUAUCAGAGACGCAUCACAUGUAUAUUGUCGAUAAAUCACAACUGGAAACACUCCCACCACCUCACGUACCACAUACGAAGAAAAGCGAGAUCUUCGAUUUGUUGAUGUACAAACAUAUAGACGAACGGGCAUUGAAAGUCUCUAGCGAUCUACAUAAAGGCUCCAUGGCCAACCUGGUAGCAUACCUUGUGGAGCCGUGCACUGACGACCUGGGUAGAAUCAGGUCGAUAUACACCUGGCUGACGUCAAAAAACCUGAACCAGAUAAAGAUACCACUGCCACCGAUAAGGGAGGGUAGUGUCCCCUAUUAUCUGAGUAGACUGAAGAAUAAGAAAGGGAACUACGCUCAACUACUUAGUCUAAUGUGCAGACAUGCUAAACUGAGCUGUGUGGUCGUCCAUGGUUACAUGAAGGGAAGCACGUAUGCUAUUGGUCAAUCGGUCAAGGACAACAAAGACAUAUUGUAUGGCGAGUGGAAUGCUGUCCUAGUGGACAAUGUCUGGCGACUUGUCAAUUCCUACUGGGGCGCAUGUGCAGUAGAUGGUGAUGAGAACGCAGCCAAAUUUUCGGUAGAUGAAUCCUUCUUUCUUCCUAACCCUGAACAAUUGAUCUACUCACACUUUCCGGAGGAAUCUAAAUGGCAAUUACUGGAAACCAGUAUCAGCAUGAAACAGUUUGAAAAAAAAGCUUAUUUAAAAGAACGUUUCUUUGAACUUGAAAUGAGGGCUCUUUCUCAUCAGAAAUGUGAAAUUGUGACGGAUAACGGCGAGAUUGAGAUUCUGUUUGGACUACCACAGGAAAAGGCACACGAGUUUGAAUUCAUGUGCUUGCUCUUCUCCAAAUCCGACGACAAAUGGAAGCAUAUCAAAGAAAAGACGUGUCAACAUGAUUUUGUGUAUUACCCAAACGACAGUUCGGUUGCUGUUCGGUGCCGCUUUCCGAAAAUAGGAGUGUACAAACUGGAAAUAGUGGGCAAAGAUUCCAGGAGAAAAGAGCAAGGAUAUGAUUUUGAUUGGGUGGCAAUCUACAAAAUCAAAGUUAACGGCAUACCUGAAGGGAACACAUCCUUUCCAAAAUGCUGCGCGGCCGGAUGGGGACCAGGCAAAAUUGUGAAGGAGUCCUGCCUCGAAGCCUCCACCGAUCCAAAUGCCAUCAUUUUCUCUGAGGGUGGUUACGUAGAGGUGUCUUUUGAGAAACUGAAACGCGAAGCUGCUGGUUUGAACAUCUCGUACAAGGUUGUCGGACUGAACAAAUCCUUAGACAAUAUCCCGAUGGAGGAAGAAGGUGUCCGAGAGGACGACGAAGAGUAUACUAUCGAGGUUAACGCGCCACCUGGCGAGGAAAGUGCGUUGUGCAUAUUUGCAUUGAUAGAUGACCCGUCUUACGGGACAAUCACAAAGAACAUAUGUAAUUAUCUAGUCAUCAGUUCAGAGGUGGAGGAGGUGGACGAUUCUCUCUUCCGGGAUAUAGAGGAGACCCGUCAACAGCUUGAAAAGGCGAUAGAGGAAAAGAAACUUGAACCGCUAGAAACAGCUGUUGAUCUGGUAGAAACAAAGAAAUACGAGCGAUACAUGCCACAAGAAAUGAGGAGGGCGAGGGACCUUAUUGCCAGGCUGAGGAAGCUGCAACAGCUUCUUCAUGCGGUCAUGGCGUUGGAACAGCCGACAAUAGCGGAAAUCCGAUCCUUCUCUAAUCCACUUCCGGAAAUACACAACGUGAUGAAGGCAACUCUUUUGUUACUUGGCAACUACGAUGAUGAGACUAAGCAAUGGAAAAAUGUACAGGCUAUCAUUGGUCGAACAGGUAAAGAGUCCCUCAAACGGCGGAUAAACGAAUUCGACAUCAACCAAAUGGAUCUCGAUAUUGCAUUGGGAGCUAAGAAGAUGAUUGGGAAGACUGACCUCGCUGACAUAAAAAUCACCAGUCUAGGGGCUGCCACAUUCUACGUAUGGGUGAUGGGAUUGGUGGAGGAAAUGGAGAUACGAUACAUCGACAAACUCAAGACCACUGUCCCUCGAACUCGAAAGAAGAGUACUUCCUAGGACAAAGCAGACUGACAGAUGUACCUUACAAUUGGCCAACAUAGAAAGCAGUUUUGAAGUGUUGGUACCUCAGCCAGAUUGCCUAACAUGCUUGUAUAUUGACGUUCUCCGUGUCAUAAAGCAGAAACGCAUAGAAUAAGUAGAGCAAUCAUCAAGUGUAAGUUGAUUUGGGGAUGACAAAGUUUGGUUGUUGAAUUCGCUGUACAACGUUUUCCUAAAGUCAUAGUUCAUCGUUUAAAGCGCAAAUGAGGAACAUCCUGCUAUACAAAUAUGAAUGUGUCAUCGUACAUCUAAACACGUGGUAACGUUAAACGUGUCAGUAAGACGGGACAUGUACUUAGACAUUGUAGCAAUAAAGAAUAAGUUGGACAGACAUUAUGAUAAGAGUGCUGACGAUAACAAAGAGGUAAGAAAGGUGGUCCUAUACCACGGACAACACAAAAAAGUGAGGACAGUGUGAAAUGUGAAAAGAUGAAAUAAAAUGUGAUGACAUGGUCAAUGUGAAACGAUGAUGCGAUAUGACGAGCUCUGAUGAUAUUUAAGUGUUGUUUUAUUUAUUUAUUUUUUUGCAACAUUGCCUCCAACACAAGCAACGAACUCUAUGUUCCGUUUUCUUUAUAAUAUCCUUAUAUACAUAUCAAUGUACUGCUGCUAUCUUAGAAAUAUGAUAUGCCGAUUUUAUUUACACAUUUAAAUUGUAUUUGUUGUGGUCAUUAUGUCAAGUAUCUUCUUAAUGCUGGUUGUUUCAUUAUUUUCUUGUUUGAGGGGUUAUUAUGAACUGUCCUUGUCGACCAAUGUAGUUAUAUUAAUGAUAAUUAGUUUAGUUUAAAAGCCUAGCUGUGAUAAAUGUAAAUAGUUUACAUUCAAGCAUAUGCCUUAUCUUGGCCAAAUUUACCUAUACACUGGAGACAUUCGAGAAUGUCUAUAUCCGUCCGUCAUUUGUCUUAUUGUAAAUAUACGUUAUUGAAAAUAUAUGUUUCUUGUUAUGAAAUUCAUACUUUUAUUUAACAGCUUCAUAAGUUAUAUCAGUCCAGGCUGUGAUAUUUGUAAAUAAAUACAUCAAUGUCGUUAUUCCUGCCAUCAUUAAUAAAACUGUCUGACCUUUUGAUAAUAGUAAACGUAGAAAUUGCCCUGAUAUUUAGCUGUGCAGUCACUUUCUCCAAUUGGUCAGGACAAUCAAGCUCAGUUGUAAUUAGAAGCCUGUUACUCUUGACGCUAAUAUUUUCUGUGAUAGCCUACCUUUAGUUGAAUUUUUUGUCCUGCGGAAAUGUAUUUCAUGUAGCAAGAGGAAUAUACUAUGGCUGGUAUGCCUUUUAUUGUAAUUUUACCUUUGUUUUCAUUGUAUAAAUUCAUCUAUUUAAAUUUUAUGUUGAAUGUUUAUUGAUCAAACUGAAUAUCAGAUAAUAAAUUAUUGGUUAUUGUUGUUGAUGGUGCGAUACGUAAGAUAUCAAUGUUAACUAAAUUAUGUUGGUAGUAUGCCAUAUUUAAUCAUUGUGAUAUACGAUUUGCAUUCAUUUUAUCAAUAAAGUGGAAAA